CCACAUCAGUGAGUGAUUCGGAAAUAAUAGUGAAAACUUCUAAGCAAUGCCUACGUUAGACUUGUACACUUUUGCUAUCAGCCCACCAUGCAGAGCUGUCAUCUCGACAGCCCAGAUUCUUGGUGUGGACUUUAAUGAGAAACAUUUGGAAUUGUUUAAGGGAGAACACCUAACUGAAGACUUUCUAAAGCUGAAUCCUCAUCAUAAAGUUCCACUACUGGUCGAUGAAGACUAUACUUUAGGAGAAUCUAGAGCUAUUCAAAUAUACUUGUUCAAUAAGUACGCUAAACCAGAGUCAGACUAUCUCUAUCCCAAGGAUAUUCAAAAGAGAGGAAAAGUUGAUUGGCUACUGUACUUUGAUUCUGCAACCCUUUUCCCCAAUGCUCUUGCCUUUUUCAAAGCAUACAAAUUUCAAGGAAGAAAGCCGAAUGAAGAAGAAACUAAAACUCUAAUAGAUACUCUGGAUUUGGUAGAUAAAAACUACUUUCAAAAUUCCGACUUCCUCUUUGGAGAUAAGCCAUCGCUUGCCGAUAUUUCCUUCGCUGCCAGUCUUUCCUUUCUCGAUAUGAUCAAUUUCGAUUUCUCCAAAUGGGAAAGAAUUUCGAAAUUCUUAAGUGCUUCUAGAAAUACCGCUUGGUUUAAGAAGGGCCCAGCAUUGUACAACGAAAUGUCUGAGGAGUGGCGAAAUAGUAUUAAGGAGAAAGGUCUUAUUUAA
Dimorphilus gyrociliatus is the source of this 715-nucleotide messenger RNA. The record is from the annotation of a GenBank genome assembly. NCBI's taxonomy places the organism in Eukaryota, Metazoa, Annelida, Polychaeta, Dinophilidae.